This is a messenger RNA of Diachasma alloeum, 1756 nucleotides long. RefSeq names its product F-box only protein 28 (gene pall). Gene Ontology annotation, biological process: protein polyubiquitination. The record is from RefSeq and is a predicted model, not a curated record. NCBI's taxonomy places the organism in Eukaryota, Metazoa, Arthropoda, Insecta, Hymenoptera, Braconidae. Gene Ontology annotation, molecular function: protein binding. Bases 455 to 1534 code for a protein of 359 amino acids. The transcript is spliced from 3 exons.
CCCACUCAUUUCCGUUACCCUCUACCUCCCGCAAUCACCAGUAGAGGGCUAAUUGCUCCGUAAAUUUUCUUCUGCGUGCUCCCGAAUUAUGCAAAAAAGAACAAUGAUCCUGUAAAUUCAAAAAUAAGUGACGCAAAACGUAUUUUAAAGCUGAAACGACAGUCCACGGACGCAAUUGCGAGUUAAUCACCGCAUAUUUUAAUGUUUUGGAAACAAGGGACACUCGCUCGAUUGUCUUGAGGAGAAUAAACGUGGAGGCAGUUGCUCGGGAAAAUACACAACAGCGUGUGCAUUGGUUUUUGUUUGAAGAACGCAUUUCUCGGAGUGAUAUCGGAGCAUUCGAGUUUCUUCAGUUGUUUUGCUGAUUGGAAGAUUUUUAUAGUCCGGGGACUCUUUUGAAUAAAUUUUAUUGAGUUGAAUUGAGGGAUUUAAAAGGUUAUACACGCAUAUUGAGAUGGCACACGAGAAGGGACAGAAGAUUUUACUCAUCGAGCUGCCUGAUGUAGUUUUCAAGACAAUUUUGUCAAAUCUGUCGUACGACGAAAUGGCUCGCAAUCGGAUCGUAUGCAAACAUUUUGAUCGCACGUGUCAGCAACUGCUCAAUCGUGGCUUCAGUCUCAUGGAGAAGUACCAUGGACAAUGCCUGAGAACUGUGAAGAGUCAGCUGCCCAGGAGGGAAUCAGAGCGCAGGAAUCAUCCCCUUGCGAGACACUGCGAUGUCCUCACUGCCAUCGAAACACGCAUAUCGAUGCUAUCCAUGACUUUUAUGAAAUAUGUUAAUUUACAUCUGUGCUGCUUCAUCCCUGGGAAGGUUAUCGACGAAAUCCUGCGAGUCCUCCGUUUGAUAAAAGACACCAAAUACCCACCUCGAGCCCACGAGAUUCUCCAGGAACUCAGGGACAUCAGCAGCAUGGCAAUGGAGCACUUCGACGAGAAGAUCCUCCCAGCCCUGAAACAGAGUGUCUGUACGUCAAUGGUCAGUGGUGUAAGUUCCUACGAACUUCCUGGGGGCAGUCUCAUGAUAUCUCACCACAAUCCAUCGCCCACAUCAAGCCUCUACGGUCAUCACUCAGUGACCCAUGACAAUUGGAAUCGCACAAUGAAGAAGGUCUUCUUGAGAACAAGAAGGAACAAACAAUCAUUUUUAAGCGUUCAAGGGAGAAUAAGCAAAAUAAGACUGAGGAUGAAGAGGCAGGCCUGCCAGAUUCGUUUGCAGAGUAAAAAAUUGCAGGACCAAUCGAAGAAAAUUCACGACCAAGAACAGCAGAUAUCUGAGAUGCGGCGUCAUUUCGAGGAGUGGGAGCAGAAAAUUGGUGAUUUGACUGCUGAACUCAGUCGCGCCAGGGAGGAGCCCCUGAAGGGAGAGAGCAUUGAAGGCUGUAAACGCAAACGUAUUGAUGUAAUGAAACGUAGCAGCGAUAAUAAGGAUCUUGAGGCGAAGAAACGUAAACUCAUUGUCGAACGUAAACCGUCGAUGGAUGCCCAAGAUGCCAAAUUCAAAGAAUACAUCAAGUCACAACUCCUUGACAAGUAAAAAUCACUGAGCUCAUAAUUUUUUUAUCAUUUAACUGCAUCCUAUCUCGAUCAUAAUCAUCUAAUUGUGUAAAAAUAUACACUAGGUUAAUGACAUUCAAAUAAAUCAUUAUUGUAAAUUAAUAUGAUGUAUAUUGGAAUUGAAUUCAUGGUUUCCGUAGCUAUGGGACACAUUUUUUAGCACUGAGAAAGAUUUUGUGAAUCAAUAAACAUUUGUAUCUUA